Messenger RNA from Cricetulus griseus (Chinese hamster), 927 nucleotides. NCBI's taxonomy places the organism in Eukaryota, Metazoa, Chordata, Mammalia, Rodentia, Cricetidae. The record is from RefSeq and is a predicted model, not a curated record.
AUGGCCACCCCUGGAGAAGGCAACCAACCCAGUGAUGAAGGGGCACCCCAGCCAGUGGUACAGCUGCAGCAGCUUGAGCCCCGGGUGGCCCGCAGACGCCUGUCCCAGGCCCGCCAUCGAGCCACCCUGACAGGGCUCUUCAACAACCUAAGGAAGACAGUUUACUCCCAGUCUGAUCUCACAGCCUCAAAGUGGCAGGUACUGAAUAAGACGAAGAUUCAUAUUCAGGAACUGGAACAAACCCUGGACAAUUUGCUGAAGCUCAAAGGAUCCUUCAACCUGGAGGAUGGGAAUGCCAGCAGCCUAGAGGAGGUCAAGGAAGAAUACGCCAAAAUGUACUCUGAGGAUGACAGUUUUCCUCAGAACAGCUCCCCGCCAUGGUACCUCAACUUCUACAAGCAGACCAUGGACCUCCUGACCAUGAAUGGCAUCAUCUCCCCACAGGAAGAGAUAAUCCCCAUCGUCUCCGCGGCCGUCUCCCACCUGUGGCAGACUCUCUCUGAGGAGAAGAAAGCCAGUCUCCUACAGGUGUGGGAGCAGCAGAGCACCACCUUCUCAGACCUCGCAGAGGCCUGUCUAGAGCUGGCCUGUGUGGAGGAUAGUGUGAAGGACAGCGGGGUGGACAGCCAAGGGGCCAGCUGCUCACUGGACUCCACACCGGAAGAGGCCCUUUUUGAAGAUGCUUUUGAUGUGGCCAGUUUUCUGGACAAGAGUGAGGCUCAGCAGAUGGCUAACAUCAGCUCUGUGUUUGCCAACUGCAACCCAGAAAAUCUAGAGGAGAAAUUUCAGCUCUACAUGCAGAUCAUUGAGUUCUUUAAAGGCCUUUGCUGUGCUAACACUCCACUGAACCAGGAACCAGAUCCCCCGGUCGAUGAUGAUCUGAUGCUGCUCAAGUGCCUGGAGACCUUUGAUGACGAAGACCUGUAA